GGAGAAGGGACUGGAGCGGAAGAAACAGAAAUGAAGUUGUUCUAUGGAAUGUAAAUAAGGGAAGGGCAGGCCACCAGCAUUGGCCAGCAAUAUUAGUCCCGAGAUGUGGGUGUUACCCGGAGCAUGAGCUCAGGCACGAACCUGGAGCUGAGGCUGGGAACCGGCUCAGUAAAGCUGUCGGGUGCCUCGGGCGCUGCGAAGCCCAGGUGUGCGAACUACAGGAUGGGAAGGACAGACAGAACUGAAGGAGACUGGCGAAGGAGACGCCAGGGCCAGACACCGAAUAGGUGCGGGGCAAGCGCCGGGUAGCUCAGCGGAUGACAGGUCAUCCACUGGAGCAUUGCUUGUGUGUGUCACCGUGAGGUACACUUUCACGGACUCCGCCUUCAGCUCCGUGGCGUGCGGACCUGGCUCCCCACUCACUGCCCAGCGCCGGAACGCUCCUAUCAUCCGACAAGCCGCGGCUGGCCGCCCCUCCAAUUGCUCCUCCCACGGGAGUGGCUUUCGCCGGGUGUUUUUCACUUCUCUUCGAUCCUGCACACCCUGCAACUUUCUUUUUCCUUUGAUAACCACAUUAUUUUGAUGGUUUGGUCUUUUGUUUUGAGACCCGCCUCACUAUGUAUCCCUGUCUGGCCUAGAACUCACUGAUCUGCCUGCUUCUGCCUCUCGAGUGUUGGGAUAAAGGCGUGCGCCAUCUCGCCGAGCUAGCCACAUUCUUUUGACCACUCGAGUCAUUGUGCUUGUCUUUCCCUGUUCCCCGUGGAGCAUGAGAUUCAGGGUCUGGACCUUGAGAAUCGCCGGGCGACCCCAGCUGACUAAGCGGCCACGGAGACAGCGCUCCCCCAUCUCUCUCCCUGUUCCGCGACGAGUGCAUAAGGAGGGCGGUCCACGCGCGGGCCGAAUCCCCCACCUCCACGCCCCACGCCUGCCAGAAACUCCGGCUAGAGAGGAGGGGAAAAAGGAGGACGCUGCUUGGUUAGAUAGCAUCCCCACUCCAGGACAAGCCGCUCGGCGACAGCGGCCAGGUGGGCUCCACCUUAAGCCAGAGGCCCGCCCCACGACUGUACACACCCUUUCGGCUCGGCUGCGCUCCCGGCAUCCCUCACGCGUGGACGCUGGGCUUCCGGACCUGGGCGGAGCCCGCGGGUUUGGCCGAUUGCGUCUUCUCGGCCCAAGCCUUCCAAGCACCCGGUGCCAGGGGCCAUGGAGCCCCGGGCAGUUGUGGAUGCUUUGGAGACGGGAGAGGAAGACACAGUGGCAGAAGCUCUGCAGUCGUUCAACCGGGAGCACUCCCAGAGCUUCACCUUCGAUGAUGCCCAACAGGAGGACAGGAAGAGACUCGCAAAGCUGCUGGUCUCCGUACUAGAGCAGGGCUUGUCACCAUCACACCGUGUCACCUGGCUGCAGACCAUCCGAAUCCUAUCCCGAGACCGCAGCUGCCUGGACUCAUUUGCCAGCCACCAGAGCCUACAUGCACUAGCCUGCUAUGCUGACAUCACCGUCUCAGAGGAGCCCAUCCCACAGCCCCCAGACAUGGAUGUCCUACUCGAGUCUCUCAAAUGCCUGUGCAAUCUCGUGCUCAGCAGCCCUACGGCACAGAUGCUAGCAGCAGAGGCUCGCCUGGUGGUGAGGCUAGCCGAGCGCGUGGGACUGUACCGCAAAAGGAGCUAUCCCCACGAAGUCCAGUUCUUUGACUUGAGGCUCCUUUUCCUGCUAACAGCCCUUCGCACUGAUGUGCGCCAGCAGCUGUUUCAGGAGCUGCAUGGUGUGCGCCUGCUGACAGAUGCACUGGAACUGACACUGGGGGUGGCCCCCCAAGAAAAACCCCCCGCGGUACUUCCGGCCCAAGAGACAGAGCGGGCCAUGGAGAUCCUCAAAGUGCUCUUUAACAUCACCUUUGACUCAGUCAAGAGGGAGGUGGAUGAGGAAGACGCUGCCCUUUACCGGUACCUGGGGACCCUUCUGCGACACUGUGUGAUGGUUGCUGCUGCUGGAGACCGCACAGAGGAGUUCCAUGGCCACACUGUGAAUCUCCUGGGGAACUUGCCCCUCAAAUGUUUGGAUGUCCUUCUCGCCCUGGAGCUACAUGAAGGAUCCUUAGAGUUUAUGGGAGUCAAUAUGGAAGUGAUCAGUGCCCUGCUUGCCUUCCUAGAGAAGCGUCUGCACCAGACCCACAGGCUGAAGGAGUGUGUGGCACCUGUGCUGAGCGUGUUGACAGAAUGCGCCCGCAUGCACCGUCCUGCCAGGAAGUUCCUGAAGGCCCAGGUCCUGCCCCCUUUGAGGGAUGUGAGGACUCGGCCUGAAGUGGGGGACCUGCUUCGAAACAAGCUUGUCCGCCUCAUGACACACCUGGAUACAGAUGUGAAGAGGGUAGCUGCUGAGUUCCUCUUUGUCUUAUGCUCUGAGAGUGUGCCCCGAUUCAUCAAGUACACAGGCUACGGAAAUGCUGCUGGCCUCCUGGCUGCCAGGGGCCUCAUGGCUGGGGGCCGGCCCGAGGGCCAGUACUCAGAGGAUGAAGACACCGACACAGAGGAGUACAGAGAAGCUAAGGCCAGCAUCAACCCUGUGACCGGAAGGGUGGAGGAGAAGCCACCCAAUCCUAUGGAAGGCAUGACAGAGGAGCAGAAGGAACAUGAGGCCAUGAAGCUAGUGAACAUGUUUGACAAGCUCUCCAGGCACAGAGUCAUCCAACCCAUGGGGAUGAGUCCCCGGGGUCACCUCACCUCUCUGCAAGAUGCGAUGUGUGAGACCAUGGAGGGGCAGCUCUCCUCAGACCCCGACUCAGACCCUGACUGAAGAUGGCAGCGACGUCGCUCCCCUUCAGAACUGGUGCUGCUUCCAGACGUGUCCUUGGGGUGCUGCCUGGAGAACCCACGCUCCUCUCCAGCAGGGGAGCCUUUCUCUUUACUCCCCACACUAUCCAUGAUUUGCCUUUGGUCCAGUUUCUCGUCUUUAGGACUGUGGUAGUCUUACUCUCUGUGAAGACUGGGAAACCACCCUUAAUUUCCACAAGCGAAGUUGUUUCUUUGAAUGUUUGCCAAGCAUAUGCCAUGGCUGCAGACACAUAUGGCCUUGGCACAUCAAUGAACAUGCAUGUAUGAGGGUGGUGACUGAGUAGGUGUACAUUGUAUAAGCAUGUGUGGGCUGGCAUGGGAGCCCAGAGCCCGUAUGUGGGGCAUAUGCUGUGUUUCACACAUGGAAGAAUCUAUUGGAACCUAUUGGUUUAAAUAUGUCAGAAACACAGAGCAUCACAAUUCCUAUUUGUGGCCCCACUGAUCACAGGGCCAGUGGCGUCUUUUGAAUUCUUCUUGGUCCUGGCUCAGCCACCACUGCAUUAUCCACAUACCCAAGCCUCACUGGUUGUGAAAGCUGAGUCAGUCACAACCACUGGUUUAGUAACUGUAUGAAGGCAAACGUUGUAAGACAAGGUAAAAUCUGACAUUUCUGAAGCACAGGAUAAAGAAGAGUUUGGGACAAGAUUGUAUAUCUGUGAAGUAGCCAGAUGAGAGUUUAUUAAAUAGAAACUAAUUUCA
Messenger RNA from Peromyscus eremicus (cactus mouse), 3533 nucleotides. RefSeq names its product RIC8 guanine nucleotide exchange factor A (gene Ric8a). The coding region runs from base 1204 to 2796 and encodes 530 amino acids. The record is from RefSeq and is a predicted model, not a curated record. Lineage: Eukaryota; Metazoa; Chordata; Mammalia; Rodentia; Cricetidae. Gene Ontology annotation, cellular component: cytoplasm; plasma membrane. The transcript has 10 exons. Gene Ontology annotation, molecular function: G-protein alpha-subunit binding; guanyl-nucleotide exchange factor activity. Gene Ontology annotation, biological process: G protein-coupled receptor signaling pathway.